Nicotiana attenuata is the source of this 786-nucleotide messenger RNA. RefSeq lists its product as uncharacterized. The transcript is spliced from 2 exons. The record is from RefSeq and is a predicted model, not a curated record. NCBI's taxonomy places the organism in Eukaryota, Viridiplantae, Streptophyta, Magnoliopsida, Solanales, Solanaceae. The coding region runs from base 1 to 786 and encodes 261 amino acids.
AUGGGAACUCAUCGAAAUGACAGAGAGAUAGUCUACGCCCUGGAGAAGCUCGAACCAAAAGUGAAGUGGCCGCCAAAGAUGAGAUCAGACCCUAAUACCAGAAAGUCCGAUGCCUUCUUUGAGUUCCACCAAGAACGAGGACACAAGACGGAAGACUGCAUCGCCCUAAGGCAGGAAGUCGUGAAUAUGCUACGACAAGGACAUCUUAAAGAGUUGCUAAGCGAUAAGGGAAAAACCAAUUUCGCCAAAGGAUGCGAACAUCAAGGGCUACCCAAACCACCCUCACCAGCCCGUACCAUCAACAUGAUCAUCGGAGACGAUGCCUCUAUCAACAGCGUGAAGUUCACCACUACCCAAAAGCUCAAGCGAUCCAUCACCCGCGAACGGUACGACGAACUCAAAGAAAGUACCAUCUUCGACAAGUCGGAUGCCGACGGUUUGAUCUUUCCUCAUCAUGACGCCCUCGUUAUUACUCUACGAAUUUUGUAUAUUGGUGUUAAACGUAUUAUGAUAGAUGAUGAAAGGAGUGCAUGCAUUAUUCAUCCCCGAGUACUUACCCAAAUGAAACUCGAGGAUAAGUUAGUGUCGCGUUGUAUCACGCUAACUGGUUUUAACAAUGCAGUUGAACAGACAUCCGGGGAAAUUACUCUCCCCGUUUUGGCCAGCGGUGUGACUCUAGAAACAACAUUCCACAUCGGUACGCGAGGAAGUGGAAAAACUGUUAGAAAAUGGUUCCUUCAGGGAAUCAAAGUACCCCAAGUGGGUCGCCAACGUGGUAAUGGUUAA